AUGACUAGAUCAACGUUAUUAGUUUCCAUAUUAUUCACAUUUAACAUAACUCAGUUCAUGAAUGUUAUAUUAAACAUCGGUAACUCCAGUGAGAUCGCCAAUAUUAUGUACAUGAUGUUGGCUGUGUUCGUGGCAUCCUAUAAAAUGAUUAUCAUAUGGCUAAGUAACGAAAAUGUUACCGAAAUAAUCACCGCUCUCACGGAAAAGCCCUUCGCGCCUGUGGAAUCGGGCGAGAUAACAAUUCAGCAAAAGUACGACAAAAUCAUACAGGACGCCGCGUUUUGGUAUUUAAUCCUUGCCAUGUCGACUGUAGUGUGCAUGAUUUUUACGUCCGUCUUCUUGGAUUUUAUGAAGGGGAACCUGACUUAUCCGGCAUGGGUGCCGUUCAAUUAUACGGCACCCGCUUUGUUUUGUCUCGUGUAUGUUCACCAAAACACAGCCGUAGCAAUNGAAGGGGAACCUGACUUAUCCGGCAUGGCCGUAGCAAUCGGCGCAACAGUGAAUGUCGCCUGCGAUAGUCUGAUAUGCGGAAUCUUGUUGCACGUAUGCUGCCAACUGGAGAUUCUGGAAUACCGGUUAAUGCAAAUUCCUCAGAAACAACAUAUCCUGUCUGAGUGUGUACGUCAUCACGACCGUAUAUUUGAGUACGCGUACAUGGUGAACGGCCACUUUAUGAAGAUAAUUGCUCUCCAGUUCGGAGUGAGCACAUUGAUAGUGUGCUCCAUUUUAGUUCAAUUGGCUAUGGCAACAAUCGAUGCGAAUAUCAUGCCAUUGAUAUUGUACACGGCCUGCAACUUAUCGCAAAUUUUUAUCUACUGUUGGUUUGGAAAUGAGAUCAAAAUAAAAAGUCUUCAAGUGGCGGAUAACAUAUACAAGAUGGAAUGGUUGGCACUAGACAACGGUAUUAAAAAAGGUCUUCUAUUAAUUAUGAAACGCUCGGUUUCUCCCAUUGAAUUUACUAGUGCGGCGGUCAUCAAAAUGAAUCUUGAAUCGUUUGUAUCUGUACUUAAAACUUCAUAUUCGUUUUUCAACGUACUUAAACAAGCGAAUGAGUGA
Molecule: messenger RNA, 1056 nt
Organism: Dinoponera quadriceps
Lineage: Eukaryota; Metazoa; Arthropoda; Insecta; Hymenoptera; Formicidae
Product: odorant receptor 46a, isoform A-like
Exons: 7
Coding region: 1-1056 (351 amino acids)
Biological process (GO): detection of chemical stimulus involved in sensory perception of smell; sensory perception of smell
Cellular component (GO): plasma membrane
Molecular function (GO): odorant binding; olfactory receptor activity
Source: RefSeq, a predicted model, not a curated record